Molecule: messenger RNA, 1593 nt
Organism: Rotaria socialis
Lineage: Eukaryota; Metazoa; Rotifera; Eurotatoria; Philodinida; Philodinidae
Source: the annotation of a GenBank genome assembly
AUGAAAUCAAACGAGAAAAUUGAACAAGGACGUCAAAAUUAUGGCUAUAUCACUGAUGAAAAAGAGACAGCGAAAUCAACACAUGCCGUUAUUGAAACGGGUCUAAGUUUUCAUCGUAGUAUGAAAUCGGGCAGUCAGAGAUUUCGGUGGAACCUUGUGUUUAAUCUUUUGGUUUGGCUAAUUGUACCACUUCCAUUGUGGAUACCUUUUGUCUCUAACCGUGUUGCAUAUUAUCUACUACCAUCGAUUCAAGGUGUAUUUGUUUUCAUGUGGACUAUUAUUGCUAUAUUAGCUUUGAAAAAUGCCUUGAUUUUGUAUAUGAAUCGUUCUCGUAAUUUCAAUGACGAUUAUUCUGGUUAUGAGAAAAUACCAAUUCGUCAUAUUGUCGCGAUUAGUUGUUAUAAAGAGCCCGUUGAUUUAAUUGCAAGAAGUAUUCAAACAUUGGCAGAACAAACGGAAGUACAUCGAAUAACAAUGGUCAUAUCAUUUGAAGCGCGAACACCGGAUAAAGAAAAGAAAUGUGAAUUUCUUCAGAAAAAAUUUCAAAAUUGUGCCUUCGAACAAAUUAUAUUUACGAUUCAUCCACACGGGUUGCCCAAUGAAAUACCAGGAAAAUGUUCAAAUGCAAAUUUUGGUCUACGCAAAGCUGUCAAAGAUAUGGCCAUAACUCAGAAUGAAAUGGACAAUGUUUUAGUGACAACAUGUGAUGCCGAUUCUAGAUUUCCGCCACAAUAUAUUGCCGCACUUACCAGUAAAUAUCUCAAAGAAAAUCGUCCAGCACUAACUACAAUCUAUCAGUCGCCUUUGUUUUACAACUGGAAAUUAGAUAGUUUAUCAUUUGUUACUCGCGUAACAGGUUUGCUACGCAGUUUUCUCAUGUUAGGUGCAUUGAUUCCAUUCAAUAUUAAUACGAUGAGUAUUUUCUCAUUUUCAUUGAGUCUGGCACAAAAAGGAGAUUUCAUUCAUCCUGGCUAUCAAAUGGAUGAUAUUAUUUGUCUUAUUCGAUGGAUGGGUGUAACACAACAGCGAUUGCGAAUAUCUAUGAUACCUGUGCCAGUAUUGAGUGGACCAACAUCAGGAGAAACUAUUGAAAAAGAAAUCAUAGAAUGGGCAAGACAAGCACGUCGCUGGACUAUUGGAGCAGCCGAGGUGUUCCAUUACUUCGUUGUGAAAUCACGACGUAUGCCAAUAGUAGCUGCAUGCUCUUGGGGCAUCGCUUUUCUUAUUUAUUACGGUGUCUUAUUAUGCACUGGUGGUUUGUUUGGUUUGACGACAAUGUUGUCGAUGAUUUUUCUUGUCAAACAUGUUCCACUAAUUAUUUCCUAUAUCAUGUAUGGCCUAUUUGCUUUACAAAUGUUAACAUUUUCAAUAGCAUUCGUCAUCGAUAUGUUUAUUCCCAAACUAUUGCAUGUUGACGAAUGCAUUUGUUUUCCACGAAAUUUAUUUCAUUUCAUAACAACACCAUUUGUCCUUUUGGCCUAUUCAUUGGUCGAAUUAUAUGCAUUGCAUGAAGUCGUCGUUUUCGGCAAAAAAGUAUGUAAGCAUGGUUCAUCGGUAAAAACGGAACUCUCACAAACUAAUAAUAUUGCAUAG